Panicum hallii is the source of this 1726-nucleotide messenger RNA. RefSeq names its product farnesylcysteine lyase. NCBI's taxonomy places the organism in Eukaryota, Viridiplantae, Streptophyta, Magnoliopsida, Poales, Poaceae. The transcript is spliced from 5 exons. Bases 92 to 1585 code for a protein of 497 amino acids. Gene Ontology annotation, biological process: prenylcysteine catabolic process; prenylated protein catabolic process. The record is from RefSeq and is a predicted model, not a curated record. Gene Ontology annotation, molecular function: prenylcysteine oxidase activity.
UCCGAUCCACGCACUCGCCUAUCAAUCUCAAUCCAUCGAUCCCCAUUCCUCUUCUCUUCUCUUCUCUUCUCUUCUCCACCGGAUCGGAUCGAUGGUGCCCCUGCCCCUCUUCCUCUUCCCCCUGCUGCUUGUGCUUGUGCCAGCGGCGCUCCCCCUCCCCCGCGCCUCCGCCGACAUCUGCAUCGUGGGCGCCGGCAUCUCCGGCGCCUCCACCGCCUUCUUCCUCACCAACUACACCUCUCUCCAUGGAGCACAGCUCCGCGUCUUCGAGCGCCGUCACAGGGUGGGCGGACGCCUCGCCACCGUCGCCGUGGCCGGCGACCGCUUCGAGGCCGGGGGCGCCAUCAUCCACCCGCGCAACCUCCACGCGCGCCGCUUCGCCGACCUCCUUGGCCUCGCCGUCAAGGCCGGCGGCGACGACGAUUGGCUAGGGAUCUGGGACGGCAAAAGCUUCGUCUUCCAGACGCUCCGCCCGCUGCCGCCCGGAAGCUCCUGGUGGCGUCGCAAGCUGCACGGCCUCCUCAACUCGCUGCUGCUGCUCAGGCGAUACGGCCUGUCCCUGCUCAAGAUGGACAAGUUUGUCCAGGAAAUGCUGCAAAGGUUUGUGCUCUUCUACAAUGGCUUCGAGUCUCGCCCAGUCUUUGCCACGGUUGAGGAGAUGCUCAAAUGGACGGGCCUCUAUGGCCUCACACGCAGGACCCUCGAGGAGGAGCUGCUUGAUGCCGGCCUCAACUCUCGGACUAUAGCAGAGCUUGUCACUGUGAUCACAAGGAUCAACUAUGGCCAAAGCACGCGUAUAAGUGGCCUGGCUGGCGCUGUUUCUUUAGCUGGGUCUGAGUCAGGAUUAUGGGCCGUCAAAGGAGGAAACUGGCAGCUAGCUGCUGGAUUGCUAAAGACCUCUAACGCCACCUUGCAUCUCCAAGAAGGCAUAGACUCAAUUACUGAUGCUGGGGAUUGUUAUGUUCUGAGAUCCAAUACUGGGAGCGAAUACAACUGUACGGUGACGGUGGUGGCAACACCACUUGACGAGGUGAAUAUUACGUUUAGCCCUCCAAUAUCCAUUCCACCGAGGAAGAUGCAGCACACACAUGCAACCUUUGUCAGAGGCCUGCUGAACCCUGGAUAUUUCGGUCUAAACUCAGCAUCAGAUAUUCCAGAGCUGAUUGGUACCCUAGAGCUCCCUGAUAUCCCUUUCUCAUGCAUCUCAGUUCUGAAGAGGUACAGCAAAGAUGACAUGACCUACAAGAUGUUCUCACGUGCAAAGCUGGAUGAUGGUUUACUGGAUCAGAUCUUCAGCGCAAGGAAAGAGACGAUCCGGAUAAACUGGGCUGCUUACCCGCACUAUGAAGCCCCUGAAGAGUUUGCUCCUAUAUUGUUGGACGGGAAGCAGCUGUACUACGUGAAUACCUUUGAGAGCGCAGCGAGUGCCAUGGAGACGGGUGCUGUGUCAGCGGAGAAUGUGGCGCGGCUCAUCAUUUCUAGGCUCUCUUUACCGAAGCGAGGAGUUGAGCCUCCUACCCCUCAUAUCAAGUCAUUCACAGAAGAGGAGGAAGAAGGAUCCUGGCGUCGGCAUGUCGACCUGUGAAACUUUGUACUGGUAGGUUUUAGAUGGGCAUGGGGACUCUUUGCACCACGUCGUGUAUAGCUGCCGAUGUUGAGUUGCGGCGACAUUUUUGGUACAUUGAUUUUGGUAAUAAACGUUGUUUGGAUGGAUACAUUUUGACUA